CAACAAACAACAUUCCGCGCGGUUGAAGAACUCGGGAUGACAACAAGGAAUGUCAAAAAUUUCUAGAAAUACAGUAUGGCGGCGAACGAGACGAGGACUCGUCGACUGCACAGAGAAUUACAACAGCUAAAAACAAACGCACUGCCUGGGAUUAACGUUAACGAAGAUAUAUCAACUUCUAGUUUAGAAACGUACGUGAUUUAAGAUGACAUAUGUCGAAAUAUUCCCACUUGUAAUUACAAUGUUAAUAUGUUAUUAUUGUACUUGUACGUGUUGAUAUAGAGAUUUGUCAUUUGUACGUGUUUAUACAGAGAUUUGUCAAUUGCCUUGCUCAUUUUCAUGGCAGGCAAAAUGUUUUGAAAAGCUGUCGAGAAACAGCUUCAUUAUUUUAGUAUAUGCAUUGUAGAAAUGGAGAUAUUGGCAACAUUAUAUUACCGUAUUAAAUCUCUUUGUGAAAUCUCGUCAGGUCAAGUGGGCUCUUCGUUCAAGGAUGUUUUACACUAUCAAAGAUUCUGUAAUCACAGCAGGACUUGUGCAUCGGUAAAUUCUACGUUUUGAAGGGUUUGUGUUAUUAAACACCGAGUCAGUUAUCUCAAACUUUCCCUACAAAAUCCUUCAAAAGUUACCCAAAAUUCCUACUGUGAUCACAGAAAUGAUGAUAGUUAAAACCAGCCUUUACAAUUACAAUAAAUAAACAAUUGGCUUCCACAGCUCAACGCUGAAGCUUGAUUUGUUAUUGAGGGACAUUUAUGCAGCACCUUUAAUAUUUUUCAUAUCUUUCAGUUGGGUCAUAAAUGUUGAUGGUGCUUCAGGUAUAUUUAAAGUAAUUGUAAAUUUAUCAUCAAAACAUAGUUAUCAGUAAAUAUAGUCAACUAAUUUGGAACAUUUAUAGAGAUUAGUAAAAGAAUGGCCUUAAUGCUCAAAACAUUGAACUUUUUCAAGUAGUACUGACUCAAAGCUUAUCGUAGAAUACUACCUACACUGGACCACCACGUUUGAGAUAUCUUAUUCAGGUAGUUAGAUACAAACCACGGCAGCUUAUUGUAGAAUACUACCUACACUGGACCACCACGUUUGAGAUAUCUUUUUCAGGUAGUUAGAUACAAACCACAGCAGCUUAUUGUAGAAUAAUACCUACAUAACACUGGACCGCCAUGUUUGAGAUCAUCUGAAUGUUACACUUAUUACAGGAACACUUUACGAAGAAGAACAAUUCCAACUACAGUUCAAAUUUCCUGCAAAAUAUCCUUUUGAUUCACCACAGGUAUAAGAUAAAAUAUAUCUUAUAUGCAAGUCAGGAACAAAUUGUUAUCAUCUUGUAACAAAGUUGAUGAGCCCAACAGAUUCACAACAAGUUUUUCCAAUAAGUUUGAUAUUGUCUGCACGUAACAAGUUGUUAACAAGUUGAUGACAACAAGCUCAUAGCAACUUGUUACAAACAGCCUGUAUUAGUUGUUGCAACAACUUGUGCCAAAUAUGUUACCGUCAUCAACCUUGUAACAAGAUGAUAACAACUUGUUCCAGACUAUUACAUGUGCAGUUCAGUCCAAUGUGAACAAAACCUAAAAUCUUAAUUUUUUAUUCCACUGACUUUUAUCAAAUAUUUUAUUUCAGGUGAUGUUCGUUGGUUCAAAUAUCCCUAUUCAUCCCCAUAUAUAUAGCAAUGGUCACAUAUGUCUGUCAAUUCUAACAGAUGAUUGGUCGCCUGCAUUGUCUGUGCAGUCUGUCUGUUUGAGUGUCGUCAGUAUGCUAAGCAGUUGUAAGGAAAAGGUGACAUCAAUUUCCAUAUUUAGUACUACAAUUAAAAUACAACAAUUUCUUAUACAGGGCAAUUAAAAUCAUCUGGCAUUAUGCAUGCUGUAAGCAUGGAAAGGCAGCCCCAGGCACUUCGAAUUGUUAUACCGUUGAGCACACAGGCAAUUUCGCGGGAUAUCAGUAACAAUUUACAUGUGUGCGUCACCUGACAGCGUUGCACACAGGAGCGCCUGGGUACAAGGCUGAUGGAAAGGUCAAUUAAUACUCUUAAUAUUUCCUAGAAACUUCCACCUGAUAAUGAAUUUUAUGUAAAAACGUGUUCUAAGAAUCCUAAGAAAACAAGAUGGUGGUAUCAUGGUAAGACAUUUCUUAUAGGAUGCUAAGUCACUUGUGUUUAUUGCAGAGAACAACUUCUAAAAUUGUAUAUCACUGAUUUUUUCUAAUUUUUCUUAUUUUAAAUUUUUCAGAUGAUACAGUAUGAAAUAACAAAAAUAAUUCAGGUUCUAUUGUGAAAUGGUCAAUUCACAAGAUUUCCUUCAACAUGUAAAUACAGACUACAAUCCAAUCCAGAAGGAUCACUAAGCACCUAGAUUAGCAGUUAGUGUCUUAGGGUGAAACAAAGGGCGGAUUUUCAUUUUUUUAAAACAGGGGGGGCGGAAAAAUUUCUAGUGGGUUGCAAGCGGCAGCACUGAGUGAGCUUUGGCAGGGGUUAGGCUUAAAGAUUUUCAUACAUGACAGAAUAGGAGAGGUGAAGCGAAAUUUGGUGGGGUUGAACAUUUUAUAAGAGGGGUUAGAGAGAUUCUAGGAGGGGUUUAACCCCCCAGUAAAUCCGCCCAUGGGUGAAACACGCAGAUAAAAAUAUUGUCUAACAAUACAUAAAACUUUUAAUCAAUGUUUUUAAUGUAAUGUGGGAGCAGACAAUAGGUUUAUCUACGAUUGUUCAUUCUUACAUGCAAUUGAUCAUUGAUGGUGUGUAUGGCUUCGUCUUGUGUGAAACUUGCGUGUGAAAGUACAGCACAUGUGAGCAUUGCAUGAAUAGAACAAAGGGAAAAUGUAGUGAAAUAAUUAAAUGUUUCAGUUUUACUGGCAAUCUCGUACCCACAGCAAUGCCUGUGCACGGGCUAGGAUGGCAUUGGCUCUGGGGAAAUUGAAUUUUUCCUGUGCUGUGAUUGGUUUAACGUUUAUCAAUCGUGCAUGCCGACAAAGAACCGGAACCCCUAAAUUUAGGGUUUCCGGUUGUCAAUUUCCCCAGAGCCAAUGCCAUCCUAGCCCGCACACAGGCAUUGCUCUAGGUACGAGAUUGUUUUACUGGUGGAAUACAAUUGAGAUACCAGACAGAUGUACUUUACACAAUAUCAUCAAUUGUAACAUUGUAGUUCUAAUAUGUAGGUACACCUAUAAAUUAUGUACUGUGUUUGUAAAUAAUGUGAAAUAAAAAAUAUUUGAAG
Molecule: messenger RNA, 3203 nt
Organism: Paramuricea clavata
Lineage: Eukaryota; Metazoa; Cnidaria; Anthozoa; Malacalcyonacea; Plexauridae
Source: the annotation of a GenBank genome assembly